Messenger RNA from Paramecium primaurelia, 868 nucleotides. The record is from the annotation of a GenBank genome assembly. NCBI's taxonomy places the organism in Eukaryota, Ciliophora, Oligohymenophorea, Peniculida, Parameciidae.
AUGAAUUUUGUAUUUGUUAGGGAAAUACAAUCUAAAAACUUCAAUAACAAAUAUUAAUAAAAUAUAAAUUCUCAAUAAAAUACAAUUUAGGAAGAUCAAACAAAUUUAUAAUACUAAUAAAAUUAAAUUGUUGAAAUUUAACGAGAAUCUAUAGAUAUUAAAAAUUUAGAAUUCAAGAAAAAAUCAUCUAAACAAUAAUAAUAAGGUGAAUACAAAGGGUUUGAUUUCUCUGAUGAUGAAGAUGAUAAUAUUAUGCAUAAUUAAUCAAAUGAGGAUGAGGAUGAUUAAUCUGAAAAAUUACCCUAACAACAUAUUGAAUUAUAACAAACUAAAAUAAGAGCUCCUUUAUCAAAUUAAAAUGUUUAAUUAUAACAAUAAUUAUUAAAUGAUGAAGGAUUUUUAAGUUGGAGACAAUCAAAUGGUUAAAAUUAAAGAAUAUAAUCAGCCAAUUCUUAAUCAAAUAACAUUUUUGAGUAAUUUGAUCUAAAUUAAAUUAAGAAAUAGAUACUCAUUGAUAAUCCUAAAUAAUCUAACACAUUCUAAAUUUUUGAUUAUUUUACUAAACAUGGCAAAAGUAUAUAUUUGUAUUCUAAAUUAUUGGAUGUUUCUGAGUGGAUGAUUAAUCAUAAUUAAUUAUAAUUAGAAACACUUAUAGGAACAGGAAGUAGUUGUACUGUUUAUAAAGGUUAUUGGAGAGGAGGAGAAGUUGCUAUUAAAACAAUGAAAAUUCAAUAAUUAAAUGAAAACCACAUAAAAGAAUUCAGAAGAGAAAUCUCAGCUUUAGUGACUAUAAAAAGACAUCAAAAUUUAGUAUAGCUUUUGAGAAUAUCAUAAAAAGCAGAUGAAUUAUUUAUUGUAAUUCUGUGAC